GGGGCGGCUGGCUGCUGGCUGGCUGCUGGCUGGCUGGCUGGCGAUCGCCGAGAGUCUGGGAGGCGCGCGGGGCCGCCUGGUCGCGCCUCGUCUCCACGGGCUCUGCCGGCACACAGCCCUGGUGAGCAGGUGCACAGGCUGGAGCCCCAAGAUGACGGUCCCCAGGGGAGAUGCGAGCCCUACUGGCCGCCGGCUGACACGUCGCUGAAGCGGGCCCCUAGGCCCGGCCUGCUGCGUUCCCGGCCCAGCAUGCGCCUGUCCAUGCGGAGGGCGCUGCUGGCAGCCGGCUGCGCCCUGGCCCUGGUGCUGGCCGUGCAGUUGGGACAGCAGGUGCUGGAGUGCCGUGCGGUGCUGGGGGGCCCGCGGAGCCCCCGGCGGGCCAUGCGGCCUGAGCAGGAGGAGCUGGUGCUGGUGGGUGCUGACCACGUGGAGUACCGCUAUGGCAAGGCCAUGCCGCUCAUCUUCGUGGGUGGCGUCCCGCGCAGCGGCACUACGCUCAUGCGCGCCAUGCUGGACGCUCACCCAGAGGUGCGCUGCGGCGAGGAGACCCGCAUCAUCCCCCGCCUGCUGGCUAUGCGCCAGGCCUGGUCUAAGUCCGGCCGGGAGAAACUACGGCUGGACGAAGCGGGCGUGACGGACGAGGUGCUGGACGCCGCCAUGCAGGCCUUCAUCCUGGAGGUGAUUGCCAAGCACGGUGAGCCGGCGCGUGUGCUGUGCAACAAGGACCCCUUCACGCUCAAGUCGUCCGUUUACCUGUCGCGCCUGUUCCCCAACUCCAAGUUCCUGUUGAUGGUGCGGGAUGGCCGCGCCUCGGUGCACUCCAUGAUCACGCGCAAGGUCACCAUCGCGGGCUUCGACCUGAGCAGCUACCGCGACUGCCUCACCAAGUGGAACAAAGCCAUUGAGGUGAUGUACGCGCAGUGCCUGGAGGUGGGCAAGGACAAGUGCCUGCCCGUGUACUACGAGCAGCUGGUGCUGCACCCCAGGCGCUCCCUCAAGCUCAUCCUGGACUUCCUGGGCAUCGCCUGGAGCGAUGCUGUCCUGCACCACGAAGACCUCAUCGGCAAGCCCGGGGGUGUCUCCCUGUCCAAGAUCGAGCGUUCUACUGACCAGGUGAUCAAGCCCGUGAACCUGGAAGCGCUGUCCAAGUGGACUGGCCACAUCCCCGGGGACGUGGUGAGGGACAUGGCCCAGAUCGCCCCCAUGCUGGCUCGGCUCGGCUAUGACCCCUACGCGAACCCACCCAACUAUGGCAAGCCCGACCCCAUCGUCGUCAACAACACGCACCGGGUCUUGAAAGGGGACUACAAGACACCAGCCCAUCUGAAAGGAUACUUUCAGGUGAACCAGAACAGCACCUCCAGCCACCUAGGAAGCUCGUGAUUCCAGAUCUCUGCAAAUGGCUUUGUCGCCAAGAAGACCAGAAACUGCAUUCGAGUGGGAAUCAGACCUCUAAUCCAAGCAUAUUGCUUGCUAUUAAUCACCCGAAAACAGGACUGCUUAAUGGGGAAUGUAUUUGCAUAUGUUUGCAAAAAAAAAAAAAAGCCGAAUCACGGAACGCUACACCUUGGAACCCCGUCUAGGGUGGAGAGCCGAGUAUGGAAGCAGUCCUCUUUGAAACUUAGGUAUUUUCUAAUUUCACUCCCAAAACCUCAAGAACUGGUUUUGUUUGUUUUAUUUUGUUUUGUUUUGUUUUUUAAAGAAACAGACUCGCCAUCUUCCUUAAUUCCCAGGACUGCCUCGGUGGCUUUGUUUGCUCCAGCAAGGCCCACCGCCUGUGCCUCUCAGCUGUUGACCCCGACUUGGAAAACUCAGAGAAUCUAUUUAAAAAGUUAAUAUAUGAGGCUUUCUUGGGACUUUCCUCGGUUCUACCCAGUUCCCCGGGAAGGGGUUGGGGGAAGCGGAGCGGGCGGGGAUUAUUUGAAUAAAAAUGAACACAGUCUCA
This is a messenger RNA of Ochotona curzoniae (black-lipped pika), 1945 nucleotides long. RefSeq names its product tyrosylprotein sulfotransferase 2 (gene TPST2). Gene Ontology annotation, molecular function: protein-tyrosine sulfotransferase activity. NCBI's taxonomy places the organism in Eukaryota, Metazoa, Chordata, Mammalia, Lagomorpha, Ochotonidae. Gene Ontology annotation, biological process: peptidyl-tyrosine sulfation. The coding region runs from base 250 to 1383 and encodes 377 amino acids. Gene Ontology annotation, cellular component: Golgi apparatus. The record is from RefSeq and is a predicted model, not a curated record. The transcript is spliced from 7 exons.